UUUGCUCGGUUGACUCUUGUAGGAAGGACAAAAAGGUAUAUGCUUAUGUAAGCAAUGAUGUUUCUCUCAACUCUCAAGAACAUAAACAAGGCUUUCACCUUUUUGUACUUUUUUUUCUUCCUUUUUUGUGCUUUGUGUUAUGAAACUGAUCAAGUUUCGUUUUGAAUAUUAAAGGAAACUGGAGAGCUUUGCUGUAAAACCUCACUCUUUAGUAUAUCUCUUUCUUUAUCAUAACAUCUGUUGAUUUGUGAAACAUAUUGAGCUGUAACAUCUGCGAGAUUGUACAUGCCCUGAAGAAGACUUUUACGAAACUGGAUCAUGAUGUUAAUAUACACAUUCUUAGGAUGAAGGUACUUGAUGGAUCUCUUAACUACAAAGUUGAGUAAAUUUUUUUUGUUAUUUAUUAGUCCAUGGUUUUGUGGUCGUUUGUUUUUACUGCAUGGAUCAAGCUAUUGAGGUAAGGAUCAUGGAUCAAGCAUGAUGGUUCCUCCUGUUUUAUGAACAGGGUCUGACUAACCAAGUAGUGUGUUUUUCAAGGUCGGGUUAUAGUCGUGUUAAAAAUGAUAUUCAGCUGUUUUGUAUAUAUUUAUGUGUCAGUGUGUGUUAUAAAAUUCAACCACUAGUGCUUAAGAUUUUUAUUUUGAUGAGCAUCAUGUGAUGUCUCCAACACAAAAGGCUUAUUUCCACAAUCAACGGUAUAGAUUCAAAAGAACUCCACAAUCCGCUCUACUUUAAUAUCUAUAUCUUCACCCACUAUAAAUCCUGAUCCUGGGGAUGAGCACACAGACUUGUUGUUAUAUAAAUCAGACAAACCUUUGCUUGAAGAAACAGAACACAUCAUCUGUCUUUAAGAGAAAUUAGAUGGCGAGAAGACAACUCUUUCAACUUCAAAUAUUCUUGGUUUUAGCUGUUCUGUCUCUUGUGAUCGCAUUGAAGCCUGUCCUAGUCAUUGCAACAGGAACUGAGAAACCGAUAGACUGUGAAGCCAAGGGACAACAACUGAAUCAGAUUAGCUACCUGAGAAGAAAUAAAAUGGAUCCAAAGAUAACAACAAGGACACGGAGGUUGAUGAAUGUUGUGGAGAUUAACGAUUAUCCAGGAUCAGGUGCUAACAGCCGCCACACUCGACCAUACUGUCCAGAUUGCUAAUUCCAAUUUCUUGUAACUUAGAGAACCUUUGAAAAUGUAAUAAUCACACGCUAUAUAUGAUAUCUAUCAAGAUUUAACA
Molecule: messenger RNA, 1228 nt
Organism: Brassica napus (rape)
Lineage: Eukaryota; Viridiplantae; Streptophyta; Magnoliopsida; Brassicales; Brassicaceae
Exons: 3
Coding region: 862-1149 (95 amino acids)
Source: RefSeq, a predicted model, not a curated record